GUCAGCCAUGACAUUAUGUUCUUUACAAGUGUAUGUAAACUUUUGAUCGCGGCUGUAUACAUGUACAGUAUGUCUUGGUUGUGUGCUUAGCUGUUGUGUAGGUGCUAGCUCCGAGUAGCCUAUAGCCUACCAUGUUUACUUUUGGUAAAUGACUUCACUUAAAAUUAAGCAAAGACCCAACUUUUGUGCUUACUGGAGGACAUUUAGAUGCUAACUGACUGGCCAGCUUUGCACAAGUAAAUUUGCGGGACUCCUUUUAUCAGAGCUUAUAAAGGAGUUUUUAGAUGCAGGCCGAUAUCAUCCAAUACUUGUUUUUUUGUGCUGAUAUUGGACAAAUAUCCGAUCGUGACAAUAAUAGCUACUGUAUGUUUAAGACAAGAUGUUUGCUGUUUAAGUACUUAAAAGGAUUAUGAAGGGCAACGUGGAUCACCAUGUAGAACACACUCACUCAUGAUUGCUUUUUUCCUUUCACAAAUGCACAGAUACAUUUUGCAUUCUUCAAAAUAUUUCGAUUUUUAUUCCACAUUCAUGUUAUUGAAAGUACUGAAGCGAGUGUAUAAUUAAAAAAAAAGUGAGUAUAUUUGUGCAUUGGCUGUUAAAAGUAUUGACACUGGAGAUCAAGGUGAAGGAAGUUUUAGGGUCAUAAAAUAAGUAAUAACAGAAGCAAAAUUCGCCAUUGUGUUUCAUUUUAUUCCAUAAGAAUAUAUUUAUUUUUAAACGACGAGGAGUGACAAAAGACACUAUUUCAGUACUCUUCUAGCGAUUAUCAAACAAAAAUGAUGUGAUUGUUUUGUUUCCGUAAGAACGCGCACGCCUGUCGCGAGCGCGACUUGUGACGUCAGCGUCUUGCCGCGCAGUGAUGAUGGCGGCACGUGAACGCGCAGUGAAAGUAAUGGCUGCUGUGGAUCGGCGGGUUCCUAGCCUCGAUGAUUUCGUGGGUCAAAGCUGGACUGCCUGGACCCAGUGGGCUGCCGGGACAGCACCCGACGGUCCUGAUGUGGAUGAUUGCAGUAAAAAUGGCGAAAAGGCUGCAGAAGCAAUGUCACUCAGUAAGGAGGAUAUGUCAAUCUUUGGCCUGUACCCAGGUCACGAUGACUUCUAUCUUGUGGUGUGUAGCCACUGUGGUCAAGUUGUAAAGCCACAGGCAUUUGAGAAGCACUGCGAAAGAAGACACGGCACUCUGGCCAAACUCUAUGCGCGAAUUCGGUCUCCUACUCCUGCUCCCCAGCCCCAGCAGAAGCCCCUUCAUAGCCAUUCUCCUUCUCAUGGGACCAUUGCCAAUCCAUCUUCAUCGUGGGAUGGUCGAGGUCAAGCUGUCGGGUCAGCUCGACCAUCUGCCCCUUCCACACCACCCCAGCACAGACCUGCCAAGAACUCAAAGGAAGGAGCACGACAUUUCCCACUGGAAAAAUCAUCCCAUGGCAGCCACACAGAUUGUUCGACAUUCAAGCAGCUGCCACCACUGGAGCCACCUCUCAGCUCUCCUCCACCGUCCCUUAGAGACCCUCCUUGGCCGCACGGAGACACCCCACUCGGUAGACCAUCACACACGGAGAGGCCGGCCAGCCAAAGAAAGGAUUCUUCUCCAGCCUCUGUGGUACCAAGCCACCGUAUCCCCAGACCCUACAACAAAAUGGCCUCCAAGAGGGAGUGUGACUUGGACAAACACUGCGGUGUCCUGGACCCUGACAGGAAGAAAGUCUGCACUCGUCUCCUAACAUGCAACAUCCACUCCAUCCACCAGCGUAGGAAGGUGCCAGGCCGCAGUAAAAAUUUCGACCAGUUGGUGGCCGAACUUAAGACGAAGGUUCGAGAGAAGGGGGCUCAGUCAUUGGAGGGAGGUUCCUCAUCUGGACGAUCCCCAAGUCCUGAAGCACCAAGAGAGCAAGCAGCAGGUCCACAUUGCCGCAGACCUUUGGCCACCCUCCCUGCUUUCGGUCGCUCUACGGGUGUAUCGGACGGCACCGCAGAGGACAACAGGCAGCUGCAGGAGGAGGGAAACCUCCGGGCUCCCUCCCCUCUCAUCCAUGGAACAAUCUCCAGUGACGAAAGUGAUCCAGAAGGAUCAGAAGAGCCUGUUGAGUUCUCAUCUUCUGCCACUCACCCACGACCACUAGCAAUGUGUUCGUUUGGGGGAAGUAUGUUUGGUCAUGGAAUCUACACGUUUGAUAGGAGGCUUCACCAUCUGAGGUCUGCUUUCAGCAGCAUGCUAGAGCAGCACAUCAGCGCACAUCUUUGGAAGAAAAUACCUCAAGCCACCGACCUUCAGUGUCCAACUUCAUCCACCAAGACGAACAGCUCUUUAUCUCCUGCCUCCAUAACCAGCGGAUCUCCGACCUCCUCGUCUUCGUUACACGCUAAAAUCCGUGCGGCCGCUCCCGUCAAGUCCUCUCUCAAACACGUCUCGUCCUCCUCAUCUUCCGGUCGCGUGGCUGCGAGACUGUCAGAGAACUCGGCUGGCGGCCUAGUAAGCAGUCAGCUCCUGUUGCCAGGUAACCCAGUAUCGGUGCAUCCUACAGGUCCAGGACGGCCUAAGAACCCUGUAGGGCGUCCUAGCAAGCAGACGCUGAAGCAGCGAGAGGAAGCUCCCUUCACCGCCAUAGUCCAUAAACGCAAAGCUCCGCCUCAGGAGGAACAUUCAGGCCCCAACAGGAACUGCGUUAUUCCACAUGAGCGAGGCCGCCCUCUUUCCUCCGCUUCUUCCACCUUCUCUUCCUCUUCUAAGGCUCCCAUCCUCUCAUCUUUUCCACACGGACAGACCAAUGGCACGCUUCCUUCUGGCAGCAAACCCCGCCCUCAGCCCGCUCCCUCAGAGUCACACUCACCGUCUUCUAAAACAGUUUGGACGUACAGGCGGACACACCCGACAGCGGGACAUUCUUCACCUCCACAUUCCUCGUCCGUCCACAACUCACACAGUCGCAGCGCCAUGGCGGACUCAGGACUGCAUGGUCACGGCAGUGGGAGGAGUUUCGAGGGUUUGAUCAAAAAACGCAAAGGAGGCGGCAUUGAGGAGCAGUCGCCCUCCUCCAAAUCCUCAAUGCACCGCCUGCCCUCUUCCUCAUCAUCAUCCUCAUCCACUCCUGCCUCCUCUUCUCCGCGCUCCAACUUCUAUCCUUGGAAGGACAGUAAGGCUGGAGGUUUAGAGAAGAAGAUGGCGACCCAGAAGCCAAAACUGCACCAUUAAUUGUAGCUGCCUUACAAGCCACUAGAGGGAGCCAGAGCCACUCGGUCCAAGACCGAUGCGACAGGACUCAGAGUGCGUGCGCGUGUGUGUGAGUGAGUGUGUGAGAGAGACAGCCUGCACUUUGUAUGAAAUAUAUUUGUGUUAUGAAUUUAUCAAGGAGGUGUUGGGAUCAAAUGGAUGAAUAUGGACUUAGAAAUACCUCAAGAUCAUCUGGUUAUGCUGCUAAAUGAAAUAUGUUGAUUUAUUAAAAAAAACAAGAUUAAAAAAACU
Molecule: messenger RNA, 3457 nt
Organism: Entelurus aequoreus (snake pipefish)
Lineage: Eukaryota; Metazoa; Chordata; Actinopteri; Syngnathiformes; Syngnathidae
Gene: atxn7l2a
Product: ataxin 7-like 2a
Exons: 10
Coding region: 860-3187 (775 amino acids)
Source: RefSeq, a predicted model, not a curated record